AUGUCAGAAGCGCCCAAAUCGCCUGGCUUUCAGCCAACGGCGGUCGAGGACCCUGCUGUCCUCCGAGAUGAGGGCCCCGACGCGAACUACAAAGCCAAAGCGGAGGUUCUCAACCAUGCGAUUCAGACGAUCGGAAUGGGCCGAUACCAAUGGCAGCUGUUUGUGGUGAUCGGAUUCGGUUGGGCGAGCGAUAACCUAUGGCCAAUUGUCACCUCCCUGAUUCUCCCCGCAGUGUCGAACGAGUUUCAUCCUUCGAAAGCCCCGAUGUUGACACUUGCGCAAAAUAUCGGGCUGCUGGUGGGUGCUGUAUUCUGGGGAUUCGGAUGCGAUGUGUUCGGUCGCAGAUGGGCGUUCAACUUGACGAUCGGAAUUACAGCGGUGUUUGGCCUAGUUGCGGCGGGGUCGCCCAAUUUUGCGGCCAUAUGUACAUUUGCCGCCUUGUGGUCUGUCGGCGUCGGAGGGAAUCUGCCGGUUGACUCGGCCAUCUUCCUUGAGUUUUUGCCUGGAACACAUCAGUACCUGUUGACUAUCUUGUCAAUUUACUGGGCUUUAGCGCAGCUGCUCGCCACUUUGAUCGGUUGGCCGCUACUUGGGUAUAAGACUUGUGGUUCAGCAGACGGCUGCACGAAAGCUGACAACAUGGGAUGGCGAUGGUUCAUGAUCACAAUGGGUGGCAUCGCAAUGCUGAUGUUCGUCGGUCGGUUCGUGUUUUUUACGAUCUUCGAGUCGCCCAAGUACCUCAUGGGAAAAGGGAGGAACGAGCAGGCCGUGCAAGUGGUCCAUGAAGUUGGUAGAAGGAAUGGAAAACCGUCUGAUUUAACAAGCCUCGAGCUCGAUGCCUUGGACCAGGGCGAGAUACAGCAUUUCAGCGCGGCAAAUAUUGUCCGCCAACGCCUAGAAACCGUGCGGUUUGAUCACAUCCGCGCCCUGUUCAAUACCCCCAAGCAAGCAUGGGCCACGACCUUGAUUAUCCUUGUCUGGGCAUUCAUCGGUCUGGGUUUUCCACUGUACAAUGCGUUCCUUCCAUACAUCCAACAGUCCCGAGGCGCCGAAUUCGGCGAUGGGUCGACCUACAUCACGUAUAGGAACUCGUUAAUUAUUGCCGUGAUGGGCAUCCCGGGCUGUCUGAUCGGUGGAGUGCUAGUCGAAUUACCAAGCUUUGGCCGGAAAGGCGCUCUCAGCACUUCGACGGCUAUAACUGGAGCCUUCCUCCUCGCGUCAACAACUGCCACCACAUCAAAUGCUCUGUUAGGUUGGAACUGCGCCUUUAAUUUCAUGAGCAGUCUCAUGUAUGCCGUGUUAUACGCAUACACGCCUGAGAUAUUCCUCACCAAGGACCGUGGUACAGGGAACGCACUCACCGCGUCUGCGAAUCGCAUCUUUGGUAUCAUGGCUCCUAUCAUUGCCAUGUUCGCCGAUCUCACCACCGCUGCUCCUGUUUACGUUAGCGGGGCGUUGUUUAUCGCGGCGGGCAUUCUUGUGCUGUUUAUGCCAUAUGAGUCUCGCGGAAAGUCGAGUCUGUAG
This is a messenger RNA of Penicillium coprophilum, 1524 nucleotides long. RefSeq lists its product as uncharacterized. The transcript has a single exon. The coding region runs from base 1 to 1524 and encodes 507 amino acids. Gene Ontology annotation, biological process: transmembrane transport. Lineage: Eukaryota; Fungi; Ascomycota; Eurotiomycetes; Eurotiales; Aspergillaceae. The record is from RefSeq and is a predicted model, not a curated record. Gene Ontology annotation, molecular function: transmembrane transporter activity.